Messenger RNA from Nanorana parkeri, 321 nucleotides. RefSeq names its product protein S100-P-like. Gene Ontology annotation, cellular component: extracellular exosome; cytoplasm. The coding region runs from base 46 to 321 and encodes 91 amino acids. The transcript is spliced from 3 exons. Gene Ontology annotation, biological process: endothelial cell migration. The record is from RefSeq and is a predicted model, not a curated record. Gene Ontology annotation, molecular function: calcium ion binding; transition metal ion binding. Lineage: Eukaryota; Metazoa; Chordata; Amphibia; Anura; Dicroglossidae.
UAUAACCUCUGACCAGACUCAUCAGCUGCCCAGGUGACUGCAAGGAUGUCAGAACUGGAGACUGCAAUGGUUCUGAUCAUGGAUGUCUUUGACAAAUAUGCCGGUGCAGAAGGCAAAAAAGGCACUUUAACCAAAACGGAGAUGAAGAAGCUGUUGGAGAAUGAGUUUCCUAUGUUACUUCAGGGUGGGAAAGGAAAGGACAAUUGUGACAAGCUAAUAAAUGAUCUGGAUGAAAAUGGAGACUCAGAAGUUGAUUUUCAAGAGUUUGUAAUCCUUGUUACUACCUUAACCUGCUUGGUACACGAAAAAUGUCAGAAAUGA